This is a messenger RNA of Racocetra fulgida, 142 nucleotides long. The record is from the annotation of a GenBank genome assembly. Lineage: Eukaryota; Fungi; Glomeromycota; Glomeromycetes; Diversisporales; Gigasporaceae.
GUCGAGCAAAGUUCUCUGGAAUCACCGAAAGAGUUUCUGAAAGCCUGCUUUCCCGAGUUUUCUGAAAAUAGGAUUAAUAUCUUACUUUUAGAAAAUGAUAAUAAUGUUGAGACAGUUUCGGAUAUAAUUCUGAAUGAAAUGU